Messenger RNA from Alternaria burnsii, 1710 nucleotides. RefSeq lists its product as uncharacterized. The record is from RefSeq and is a predicted model, not a curated record. Bases 1 to 1710 code for a protein of 569 amino acids. NCBI's taxonomy places the organism in Eukaryota, Fungi, Ascomycota, Dothideomycetes, Pleosporales, Pleosporaceae. The transcript has a single exon.
AUGUACUCGGGAAUGCCCUGGCUGCGCAAGAUCGGGGUCCAUACGGGUUCACCCAGCUCCCUGCAAGUUGCAAAAGGUUGGCUCGAUCAGUGUGUGGCUACUGAGACAAGUGGACAUGCGCAUGGGGAUUCCGGCCAAAAUGCUACCAAAUCCCUUAUGGACAAUAACGAUACGGAUUCUGGAGCCUCGCCUUUUCGGACGAAGCGACCAACUCGAUUACUCGAGAUUCAUCGCCAUCAUGGCUCAGGUCCGCCGGCUUCCACAGUAAAGCUUAUCAAUACAUAUGGUGGAGCCUAUCCAUAUGCCGCGCUUAGUUAUUGCUGGGGUAAUCAAACGGGUAUCUGGCUCACGAAAACGAAUACGAUCGAACAACAUCUCAGAGGUAUUGAGCGUAGCAGUCUCCCAGCUACGAUAAAUGACGCUGUUGAUAUUGUGGCUGCCCUCGGAAUUGGAUAUCUCUGGGUGGAUGCUCUUUGCAUCAUUCAGGACAGUGAGGACGAUUGGAAAGUUGAGUCCGCCAAGAUGGGCGAGAUUUAUCAAGGUGGACUCCUGACGAUCGCUGCAUCAAAAAGCGCCAGCAGUGAUGAUGGAUGUUUCAACACAAACAGAGCGCACGGCAGGACCGCAUUUUCUGACUAUAUCAAUGUGCAAGGUCGCUUGAAAGACGGCUCUGCAAGCAACCUAUAUUUCGAAAAGUUCAUCAAUUCGGUUGUAGAACUGAAGACAGGUCGUUCUGGCAUCGACAUUCAGGGCAGCCCUCUAUCACAGCGGGCCUGGACAUAUCAAGAACAAGUACUGUCUAGCAGAAUCCUGUAUUUUGCGGAGUCCCAGUUGUAUUGGGAGUGCGAUCAUUGUCGCCUAAGCGAGGAUAAUUUGCCACAGGCGCAUGCUGAGCGUGAAUAUCCAGUAUUAACAUUCAGUAAUUCUUCGACUAUGGAAAGCACUGGGAAUGAGUGGUAUAGAGGCGCUGUACAGACGUACUCUAAGCGCCAACUCACAUACCAGAGGGACAAGCUUACAGCAAUAAGUGCCGUUGCUAAAGCAACAUACCUUAAACGUCGUGUUGCGUAUGUCGCCGGCUUAUGGGAGGAUAGCAUGAUUAGAGGCCUCGGUUGGUAUCGAUCCAGCCCUGGAAAAAAGGAGAAAGACGUUCCCUGCCCGUCUUGGUCAUGGGCUAGUCAGCAUUCAGGAGUUCUGUAUGACAUGGGAGGACCAGUGGGUGGUGUGAGUCAAUUUAUCUCAGAAUCACCAACAUCACCUCAAGUUCUGAGCUUUGAUGUCGAAACAGAGGAGACAAAUCCCUUUGGCGAUGUUUCCAACGGCCACAUCACACUGCGCACUAUGGUCACCACAGGGCAAAUCCUGCCUGGUAAAAAAGGCCGAAUGCGUGACAAUUACCUUCAUGGCUAUGAAGAUACGAGUAUCUUGACUAUAGGCGAAAACCCCGAUUUGAAAGAAUGGCAAGCUCGUGCGGUGUUGGACGACGAUGGGAAUGAAGGGCAGAAUGUUACUGUUGCAUUCCUGAGUGACUGGGACAAACCGCAGACAAUGUGGAAAUUGCUACUACUCAAACAAGCCUCUAGGCAAGAACAUGCUUACCAACGUGUUGGAAUAGCGUCGAUAGGACAAGACUAUAUGUGCUAUAAUAGGUGGUACCAUACGCGGGACUUUAGAAGAAAGUGGAAAAGAGAAGUUCUUGUAAUCAUCUAA